Messenger RNA from Oncorhynchus keta (chum salmon), 612 nucleotides. RefSeq names its product keratin-associated protein 16-1-like. The record is from RefSeq and is a predicted model, not a curated record. The transcript is spliced from 3 exons. Bases 1 to 612 code for a protein of 203 amino acids. Lineage: Eukaryota; Metazoa; Chordata; Actinopteri; Salmoniformes; Salmonidae.
AUGGAAGAAGUAGGGACCAAAUGGAAGGGGGGUAUGGACAAAUGGAAGGGUAUGGACAAAUGGAAGGGGUGUGCCAUCGCCCAGUGUGCCAUCACCCAGUGUGCCAUCACCCAGUGUGCCAUCACCCACAGUGUGCCAUCGCCCAGUGUGCCAUCGCCCAGUGUGCCAUCACCCAGUGUGCCAUCGCCCACAGUGUGCCAUCGCCCACAGUGUGCCAUCGCCCACAGUGUGCCAUCGCCCAGUGUGCCAUCACCCACAGUGUGCCAUCGCACAUGUGCCAUCACCCAGUGUGCCAUCGCCCACAGUGUGCCAUCACCCAGUGUGUGCCAUCACCCAGUGUGUGCCAUCACCCAGUGUGCCAUCGCCCACAGUGUGCCAUCGCCCACAGUGUGCCAUCGCCCAGUGUGCCAUCACCCAGUGUGCCAUCACCCACAGUGUGCCAUCGCCCACAGUGUGCCAUCGCCCACAGUGUGCCAUCGCCCACAGUGUGCCAUCGCCCACAGUGUGCCAUCGCCCACAGUGUGCCAUCGCCCACAGUGUGCCAUCGCCCACAGUGUGCCAUCGCCCCACAGUGUGCCAUCACCCACAGUGUGCUAUCACCCAUGCCAAUAA